AUGGAAGAGAAGUCAUGUUGGAUUUGCUUUCUUUCCUCCUCCGAGGACCCUGCCAGCUGUUCAGAUGCUAAAUGGGUGCACCCGUGCAAGUGUAGUGGAUCUACGCAAUGGGUGCACGAGGAUUGCCUUUUAAGGUGGCUUAAAUCCAGCUCCCGCUCAGGAAAUAAUCUGUUUAGAUAUGGCAACAGGCGCUCAUCUGAUUCCGUCUCGAUCACCCCAUCGUCCACAACGGCUUCCUCAAGCGGGCAGCGCUCUUUUUUCUAUAGGCUGCUCGAGGACGUCAAGAUGGCGCUGUCGAGAAUCUGGCCUGGCUCUCUUGGCCGGGUUGUAACGAUCUCAUCCAAGCUGGCGUGUCCGCAGUGCAAAACGCCAUAUCUUAUCAUUCAGAACGAAAAUAGCUGGGUGCUAACUUUUCUGGAAAAGAUAAACUAUUUUGGCUCCAAAACGCUGACCAUGUUUGUGUAUUGUUCUCUUGCCGUUGGCGGGUUUUCGAUCCUUUGGGUUCACGGGACAUUUUCGCUGCUGUUUAUGUAUGGCAUUGAGGAUUACACACGGAUGUUUUCCGAAAUCAUACUAAAUGAAGAGUCCUUGUCAGAGGAGAAUGUCAUCAGCACACUUUCUGCGCUUGUCAACUACAUCACGUUUACCCUGGUCGCGGUUCCUAUGAUCCCGCUGUUUCUGAUUGUCUCUGUGCUUCCUAUUUCUUCCGUCAGACACGCCAUCUCUGUGAUUUUGAUGGGAAAGCUCUACAUGUUUACUAAUGUCGAUGGGAGUUCCACGGAUGAUUACCAGCUCCAACCACUGUCGUGGCUCAUUCCUGCCGUUUAUGUGACAUACUCCGUUGCGAGAGACUUUCUUUUCAAAAAGUUGGGCAUUUCAAAGAAAAUUGCCGAGCGGCAACUUGCGGCCACAUCUGAUGCCAUACACGAUGCAGGGGAGGAUGAAGGCUCGAUCGUUGCCGCUGUUAUUUUGGAGUCAGACGACGAUAGCUCUUCUGAUGGCGAGCUGGAGCAGGAACAACACCGUCUUCAAACAGACCCCUCGCUCGUGGAAGAACCAACACAACAGGGCCCCAUUCCGGACUCUCCUGUUCAAACUACAGUCAGAACGAUUGCUACAAUACGAGCCAGCAUUACUCCGAUCAUUUCCUCGCUGUUUAUGCCGUUUCUCGUUCCUUUUAUCAGGGUAUUCUUUGCAUCGAUGGGUGGACGUUUUUUUCCCGUCUCGUCGCUUCCAAUUAUCUAUAAAAACCUAAUUGCAGCGUCGGCUUUAAUUGUUGUGAAGGACUUUUUCCAAAUAACCUACCACAUUGAACGAGAUCGCUUGGAAAAGUCAAGAUCAGUUCUAAAUUAUAACCUUUCUGAAAAUAUUUGA
Molecule: messenger RNA, 1374 nt
Organism: Mitosporidium daphniae
Lineage: Eukaryota; Fungi; Microsporidia
Exons: 1
Coding region: 1-1374 (457 amino acids)
Molecular function (GO): zinc ion binding
Source: RefSeq, a predicted model, not a curated record